GUCACAGAUUGGGUCGCUUGUGAGUGUGGGCACGACAGAGGAUUCGAAGGAAGAAGCUGGUGCUUUGGAGGACCAGGAAGUGGCUGAACUAGAAGAGAAGUUGCCUGACCCAAUCCAAUCCCUCAAAGAGGAGGCUGUUGUCCGGAUAACCAAUUACCAUGUGCCUCAAGGAGCAGGGGAUAUAGUCAUGAUUCAGUCAGAUCACACUGGUGCUGUGGAUAUCCUUUCAGCUGAGCUAGAGACUGCAGACCUCCUUGGGGACCAGAGGAAAGCUCAGCCUCCCCCUCUGGCUCCACCCACGAUGUGGACCACUGAGAAGACAAAGGAAUUCAAAGCCAGGAUGGGAAAGGAGAAGAAUGGCCGGAUGGUGGUGAAACGAGGCGAGGUGGUGACAGUCCGCGUGCCAACCCAUCCUGAUGGGAAAUGCAUUUGCUGGGAGUUUGCUACAGAUGACUACGACAUUGGGUUUGGAGUCUAUUUUGACUGGACCACGGUUACUAGCACUGCCAUUACUGUUCAGGUCAGUGAAUCCAGUGAUGAGGAGGAUGAAGAGGAGGAGGAGGAAAUUGAAGGACUUGCCCCUGUUGGUGACGUGGAAAGGGGCUCCAAAAGCUAUCUGCGGAACCGCUACGGAGAGAUCAUGCCUGUAUAUCGGAGGAACAGCCAUCGGGAGGUGCAGGCAGGCAGCCAUGAGUACCCAGGCGAGGGCAUCUACCUGCUGAAAUUUGAUAACUCGUACUCUCUCCUCCGCAAUAAGACUCUGUUCUUUCAUGUCUAUUACACUAGCUGAAGAAACAGGCAGGGGCAGGGACGGCAGGCAGGUAAUGAUGAGUGUAGCAGGCUGCCACCCAGCCCUGGUACCACCUGAUGGGCACUGCUGUGUGACAGAACCAAGGCACAGUUCUGCCAGCUCCUCUUCAGACACUAACUAGUUUCUCCCCACACUCUCCUUCCCUGCUGUCCCAGUGGAGAAAGGUAGUUGUGACUGCCUGGUUGUCCACAGGCAGCUGCUCUUUCUAUAAAACUUUGAGAGGUCUGCUCCGCACAGGCAUCGGGCUGGGCCUUCGUGUCACGGCCAGUAAACGCCCAGAGGCCAGGUUCAGGCAGUCAUGGUUUCGAUCUGUUGCGCUGGUAUGAAAUGAAGUGAAAAUAUUCUUGAGCUGUUACUA
Messenger RNA from Balearica regulorum gibbericeps (East African grey crowned-crane), 1169 nucleotides. Lineage: Eukaryota; Metazoa; Chordata; Aves; Gruiformes; Gruidae. The record is from RefSeq and is a predicted model, not a curated record.